AUGAUAAUCAAAUCACAAAAGGAGAGAAUUACAUUAGAAGUAUUACCAUUUGGAUUGACUGUUCAUAAAUUACUAAUUAAAUCGAACGAUGGCAGCCUUAUUGAUAUUAUACCAGGUCCAGAGAAUGCUCAAGAUCACAAAGAAAGUAGAACAUUUUUGCAUACAAUUAUAGGAAGAUACACAAAUAGAGUACCAGUAGAUAACCAUAAGAUUGCUUCAGGCGCGGUUGUACACCCAGAACCUGUCGAAAGUGAAAUCGUAUCACAUCACGGAGGUAUAGACGCCUUUGAUAGAAAAACUUUCGACGCUAUCACUUUAGCACAGUCGCAGUUAUACGGUGAUAAGGACAUACCAGAGAAUUUCACCUUCCAAUUAUUCAAAUUAGUCUCAGAUGAUGGUGAGAACGGAUAUCCUGGUAAAAUGCUAGUUGAAGCUGCAUUCUUUGUUAGCGAUGGUUCUGUAAUUCUCACACAUCGUGCUAAAAUGCUCGAUGAUAAGCCAUGUCCGAUUAACCUCACUCAACACUGGGGAUUUAAUCUCACUGCAGACAAAAUCCGUUCUUCUACUAUAGGCGAUCAUUUGCUCUAUUUAAACUCAAAAAGUAUUGCUGAAACUUCAGAUUCUUCAAACCUAGCAUUGGGUUCAAAAGUUGAUAUUGAUGGUACACCAUUUGACUUCAAUAAGUUGAGAAAAAUCAAUGAGAAGGAAAUAAUUCAAGAUCAUUAUUACUUCUUCAACAGGGAUGGCAGCAAAAUCGAUAGAACAAUUGCACAGUCAGAGAAUGAUAUCAUAUCUGCACAGAGUAUUGCAAAUGACAAACAAGAAACUCAAUUGCUCCUCAAAAGCGAUGAAAUCAGUUUGCACUUCACGACUAACCAGUCAGGUGUGAUGUUUUACGCUGGUGGUGGCUUCGAUGAGAGUGCACCAAGACGCAAAACCUGUCACGAAGACGUGAACAAUAAGAAUGCAGCAUAUCCAAAAAAUGGAUGUGCAUUCUUUGAAUUCCACCACCCGUUGUCUACUUUCCUUCACCAAGAAUAUCAAGAAGAUGCAAAAACAACUACCAUAUUAAAUAAAGAUGAAGGUAAUAUAUAUCAAAAUUGGGUUAAAAUUGAUAUAGCUUGAUAAAUAAUCUACUUUCCAAGACGUUUCCUUUCUGCGCGUUGUGCCUUCCUACGUUUCCUAUACUUGUGCUUGUUCAUCUUACUCUUUCUCUUUCUCUUUACACUAUCCAAAUUGAUAUCUAAUCGCUCACCCAAUCCAAUUCUAUGUAAGGCAGAUUUAUAAUCCGCAAUUUCAGUAAUUUUAACUUUAAAUAAAGCGCAAUCUAGCUCGUCUAGUAUAGAAUCGACUUGUUCAUCUGUUAACUUAUGACUGACUUGAUUAGAAGAUUCUAAGGGUGGGUUGCUAAUAAACAAUGGUCUGUGUCCAGCAACGAAGGUUUCAAAAGCGAGAUUUUGCUUAUUCUCCAAGGAUUUAAAAACUGAGUCUUCAGGUUGCUCCUUCAAGUAGAGUGUUCUAUCAAAUGAGUUUAUAGAAGAGUGGCACCUAGCAGAUGCUACUCUAGGUGCUCUUAAUACUGCCCUAGCUCUAUUGAGCAUAAUGCAAUUUUUAUAUCUUGAUAGUUCAACUUCAAGAGACGACUGCUUCUUUAUUUCAAAAUGCCACGACAAGUUAUCCAACGGGUUUUAAAUGGAAAUAUUUUUAGCUUUUUCAAUAGAAAUAUAAUUAGAAGUUAUUACAAACCAACUUUCUCAAACUUAUCUUCUUCUUUCUUCGAUAGACGGCCAAUCGUUUCACCAAUACUGAAU
This is a messenger RNA of Wallemia mellicola CBS 633.66, 1811 nucleotides long. RefSeq names its product galactose mutarotase-like protein. The transcript has 3 exons. Gene Ontology annotation, molecular function: aldose 1-epimerase activity; carbohydrate binding. The coding region runs from base 1 to 1125 and encodes 374 amino acids. Lineage: Eukaryota; Fungi; Basidiomycota; Wallemiomycetes; Wallemiales; Wallemiaceae. The record is from RefSeq and is a predicted model, not a curated record. Gene Ontology annotation, biological process: glucose metabolic process; beta-D-galactose catabolic process via UDP-galactose, Leloir pathway.